ACACGAUAGCUUGAUAAGAGACAUGAUGGGAUGAGAUCAGAUACGACUACGAGUAUGAGCUGAGCACGUUGUUACGCUACAUAGGCAGAGGCACAAGUUGAGCUUUUCUGGUUUUUUCUUCGUCGUCGUGUUGAUACUUAUUAAUUCGAGUCGUCUGUGUGAUUUGUAUCGUGUAUAUUGGGCAUCUUUGUGAAAUCGUUGAAUAUUUUAUUGUGGCAAUAAUAAGUGAAGAUAAUAAUACUCGUUGUUAUAAGUAGCCCAAGUCGUCGAUGUGUUGUGUCUCGUUACCUAUACCGACAUAAAUAGCUUGUAAUAUUAUAGAAUGAUAAUUUAACGAAUAAUAAUUGUGUCGCGAGUGAAGUUUUUUAUCAAAAAUAUUAUUCGAUGGAUCCGUAUAACGACGAUGGUGAAGUUCUAACGUGGAAAAAUGUCAGUGCUUGGACGAAGCGAACUAUUAAAAUGAAGACUGAAAUUCAACUUUUGGAUAAUGUAUGCGGAAUUGCCAAGUCUGGUUCGUUGUUGGCCGUUAUUAGUCCGAGCGGUGCUGGAAAAACUACGUUGUUGGCCAUUUUGAAUGGAAGAUAUAAAGGAAUAUUAAAGGCUGAAAUACGCUUGAAUGGUCGGCUCGUUGAUCCGAAUUUGAUGGCUGUGAAUACCGGUUACGUGUGCCAGAAACAUUGUGUUUUUGAAGAGAUGCUGGUCGCUGAGCAUUUAGAAUUCAUGGCUCGAUUAAAAAUGGAUAAAAACACAUCGCGCGAAGAACGAGACCAAACGAUGUUGAAAAUCGUCGAGAACCUGAGCCUUUCGCACAGACUAGGUGUAAGAAUAUCGUCACUAUCGGGCGGCCAGCGUAAAAGAUUAGCUUUAGCAGUUCAACUGCUGACCAAGCCGAAGAUAUUAUUUUGCGACGAACCUACGACGGGAUUGGAUAGUUAUAGCGCUACGAAUGUCGUUAAAUUGUUACGCUUUAUGGCCGAUCAAGGUAAAAUGAUUAUUUGCUCGAUUCAUCAACCGACGUCGGAUAUUUUCGAAAUGUUUGAUUCGGUAUCGCUGCUGGCUUCGGGUGGAAGUUUAGCGUAUCAUGGACGUGUAUCCGAUAUAUCCGAUUAUUUCUCGAGCUUGGAAUUGAAGUGCCCGAGUACGUUCGAUUUGAGCGAAUAUAUCGUUAGCCAAGUCACAAUACGUCCAAAAAGUAUUAAAGGUAGCGAAUUCGAUCGAGCAAAGGUUACCGGAAUAGUUGAAUAUUUUCAUAAUUCAGAAGAACGCGAUGUAUUGGAAAACCUAUUCUCACAGGCGAAGGCUAAAUCCAAAUUGAUUAAUGAUUUUCCUACGAAAAGAAGUAACAUAUCGAGAAUUUCUUUUUUUGUCGAGUUUCCUUGGUUGCUAUGGCGAACAGCUUUAUUAAUUCGCAGAGGAUAUAAAACCUGGACGUUGAGAUUUCUUCUCUAUUUAAUGGUUAUGGGUUGUAUAAGUUUCCCUUAUGGUGUCGUGCAAAUAGAUCAGACCGGAGUGCAAAAUAUUCAAGGAUUAUUGAAUUGUCUUAUGAUGGAGAUUUUGUAUUGUUCUCUGUACGGUAUUAUAUUCACGUUUCCCGAAGAAAUGCCUGUAUUUAUUCAAGAAUGCGCGGAUCGCUCGUAUUCGCCUUUAAGCUAUUAUACGUCUAAAAUGAUUAUUUUGUCAAUUAAGUCAGCUAUUGAAGCUUUCAUCUAUACCAACUUUGUGUUUGGCGUUACCGGCUUGAAUAAAAGCUUAACAGAUUAUCUGCUGUGUGCGAGACCAGUUAUUUUGAUAUCAUUGGUGUCAUCUGCUUAUGGUUUUUUAUUAUCUACUGCUUUCGAAUCGAUUACUACGUCGUCAUUGUUUUCUGUACCAUUUGAACUAGUCAACGGAGUCUUCGCUGGGCUUUUAAUUAGAUUAAAAUCAUUACCAUGGUACAUUGGAUGGUUGAAAUACAUUUCGUUCACGUAUUACGCUUACGAAGCUUUAUCAAUCGAGCAAUGGAACCGAUACAGUUUCAUUGAAUGUGAUAAAGAAGAUGCGACGUUAUGUUACGAUAAUGGAGAUCAGGUGCUAGCUUCCUUUGGAUUUGACAAAGAGAAUAUUUAUUUAGAUUAUUGCGGUUUGAUUGUAUUCAUUUUAAUAUUCCACGUGUUAGGUUUUAUUUUUUUACUUAGAAGAAUCAAAAUAUCAGCCGCUUAUUAAUUUUUUCAAUUUUUUAAUUUAUUUUUCUCUUCGUGAUUUUAAAUGUGUUUGAAUUUUAUAUAGUUUGAUGUGAAAAUUGUAUUUUUUUUUGUUUUAUUUAAUUAAGUUUAAUUUAUCAAAAAAGCGAAAUGCGAUUGUUCGAUGUGCUUAAAUAAAUUCGUGUUUUAUUUUCAA
Molecule: messenger RNA, 2376 nt
Organism: Planococcus citri (citrus mealybug)
Lineage: Eukaryota; Metazoa; Arthropoda; Insecta; Hemiptera; Pseudococcidae
Product: protein scarlet-like
Exons: 14
Coding region: 385-2202 (605 amino acids)
Biological process (GO): transmembrane transport
Cellular component (GO): plasma membrane
Molecular function (GO): ABC-type transporter activity; ATP binding; ATP hydrolysis activity
Source: RefSeq, a predicted model, not a curated record